CGGGCGGCAAUUUUCAAAACACCUGCAUGCCGAGGACUGAGGAGUGGACAGCAACACUCAGACAUAUAUUUUAAAGUUGUUCAUUACUAAGACAAAUGCAUGACUGGUGACAAUGGAAACUGACAAGCCACCAGCAGGAGCACAAAAAAAUGAGCUGGCUAGCCUGCGGCUGUGCAUUACUGAGCCGGCCUUCUCAGAGGAUCCCAGGGUCAUUCACGCAGCAGAGGUUCUGAAGCUGCCUAUAACGACGAAAUCAAUAGAGGAGUGUCUGGCAGAUACAGAAUACGAGACAAUCUUUCUAGUCAAGGAGUUCGAUGGCGACCUUUACACCCAUCUCGUGGAAUCCGAGGGAGUUGUGGUGGGACGGCCGGCUCUGCUCGACAUCGUGGCGCGCCACAUCCCCAUGCCGAACCUGGCGCGGCCCCUCUACUCUGCGGCCAUGAAGGACGUCACCAUGUGCUUCACCGGCUUCAGGAUGCGGCAGCAGCUGAAACGUCUGGUGGACCUGGUACACCACCUGGGUGGCUCGGUGCGCCGCGAGGUCGGACCCAACAUCACACACGUCGUGGCCAACGCCUGCUCCGGAGACAAGUACAGGUACGCGGUUACAUUUGGCCUGCCCGUGCUGCGAGACACCUGGAUCGAGACUGUGUGGCAGCGGCGAGAGGAGCUGGGACUGAUCGCCACGCACAGAGAUAUCAUGGCACCGCACAGGGUGCGGCCGUUUUUCGGCGCGCGAGUCCGCCUGCUGGGCUUCUCGUCCGAGGAGAGGGAGCACAUGGCAGAGGUGCUGGUGGACAACGGCGGUCAGCUGGCCAGCGAGGAGCCUGGCGCCGAGCCCUGCACACACCUGGUGGUGGACGACAGCACGGUGCAGGAGCUGCCGGAGCCGCCGCCCGACCGUGCUCACCUGGUUAAGGCCGAGUGGUUCUGGGCCUGCAUUCAGAUGGACGCCGCUGCCGACGAGAGCAUGUACCGCUUCCAGACCCCACCGGCCCGGGAGGUGCCCAGCCCGGCGGCGGCCACCCUCCUCAUGCCCACCAUCACCCCGAGCUCGCGCACCACGCGCAAACGGAAGCGGCUCCGCGAGACGCUGCACCAGCUGGCGCGCGACACGCCCAGCCCGGCCGUGACGUCACCCACCGGCGGCCAAUCGCAGCCGACGGCCAAGCGGCGCUCGUCCAUCACCGACAUCAACCUGCUGUCGACGUCGGGCUCCUUCCUGGACGCCACGCCGGGCGGCGACACCGACACCUCGACAUUCGCCGGUCCCGGCGCCUGUCCGUCCCGCCUGACUCCAAUCUUUGAGAAUCCUAACCUGUCGGUGGACCCGCCGAACUAUACCCCCAACACCCCGCCUCCGCCGCCGCCUCCACCACCGCCGCUCUCUGCUGUCGAUGGCACCUCACCUGCGCUGGGCGCGUCGCCGGCGCUGGCGGCCGACCUGCGCUCCAUGUCGCCGCGGCAGCAGGUGUUUCACGAGCUGCUGCAGACCGAGACCAACUACGUCAAAGUGCUGCACACCGUGGUCACGCUGUUCAAGGAGCCACUGGAGGGCGCUGAUCAGGUGGGCGGGCCUCUGCUGGAGCCGCCCGAUAUUAAGAUAAUUUUCGGCAACAUCCCGCCCAUCUACGAGGUGCACUGCCAGCUGCGGGAUGACCUGGCGGCCAUGGCCGGCCGCUGGCGUGACGAACUCUCGGUCGGCGAGGCCGUCAUCAAAUACGGUGACGACCUGAUGCGCUCCUACCCGCCGUUCGUCAACUUCUUCGAGAAGUCGAAGGAGACGCUGGUGCGGCUGGACCAGGCGCGGCCGCGCUUCCACGCCUUCCUCAAGAUCAGCCAGAGCAAGCCCGAGUGCGGCCGCCAGACGCUGCAGGAGCUGCUGAUCCGGCCCGUCCAGCGACUGCCCAGCAUGAUCCUACUGCUCAACGACAUUCUGAAGCACACACCCAAAAGUCACCCGGACCACCAGAAGCUGGAGGAGGCCCUGGCUAAGAUCAAGGAGGUGAUGACCCACAUCAACGAGGACAAGCGGCGCACCGAGGGUCAGAUGGCGCUCUUCAACAUCUUCAACGACAUCGAGAACUGCCCGGCCCACAUUGUGUCGUCCCACCGGUCGUUCGUCACACGCUGUGAUGUGGUGGAGAUCAAGGGUGACGGUCUGAGCGGCCGCGGCGACCACCUCAUCAUGUUCCUGUUCUCCGACAUGCUGGAGGUGUGUAAGAAGCGUGCGCGGUACAACUCGCUGCGCUCGCCGUCGGCCGUCAGUUUGCAGGCGGCGGCGCGCUCCUUCAAGCCGUACAAGCACGUGGAGCUGAUGCCGCUGGCGCACAUCAAGCGCGUGGUGGACAUCCGCGAGACGGAGGGUAAGGCGGCGGCGUGGGGCGGUCGCUCCGCCGCCGGCCGGCGCCUCUCCUCGGUCUCCUUUGCCAGCCUGGUGUCGGCGGCCUCGUCCGAGUCCUCGCUCCUCUCAGAGUGUCACAACGUGUUCACGCUGAUCUGCCGGAGCAACCAGGAGCUGAAGGAGCGUCACUACACGUUCACCAUCAGCUCCGAGGACGUGCAGAAGGAGCAGUUUCUGCGCACACUCUGCAGGCAGAUGGCGCACGUCACCUGCCGCGCCGACGCCGAGAACUUCCUGACGGUGCUGGACCCGCAGCACCUGGACAUCGAGAGCAGUGAGGUGGCCGGGUCGAGCACACUCAGCCGCGUCUCAAAGUUCGCCACCAAGACGGGCCGCAAGGUGGGGCGCGCGUUCAGCUUCAAGCAGACUCCCAACAAGCUGCGCCGCGCCGUGUCGACCGUCAUCAGCCCGUUCCAGGGCGGCACGCCGUCCGGGCCCAUGUCCGAGAUGAGGAUGGCCUCCUCCUCCAACCUGAGGCGUCUGAUCCACCAGUCGUCAGCGGCGCUGCUGCCCUCGCCGUCCCGGCCGCCGCCGGCGCCGCUACCCAGCUAGCUAGAGGCUAGCGCGUGCUCAGAAAGUGUCCAGACGUCGACCCAGCGACGCCGCUCGCUGCGUUCAGCGGCGCCGCCACCAUGCCCCACCCCCAGUCUACAACGCCUCUCUCAUCUAAGAAGAAGUUUAAGGCAAGCUCGCUGGGGUAUUCAGCGUCAAAGCUCCUGUAGCCGGCGCGGCAGUGACGGCGUACCGCCGCUGCCGGAGCGCAGCCUGCCGCGGCGGCUGGCGCGCGCGCUCAGUCUCACCGGCGUGCAGGGCUCGACGGCGCCCGGCUGACAGCGACACUUUGUGAGCACGCGCCCGUCCCGGUGCCGGGGCGGUCUGUACAUACGGAGAGAGUGGGGCCGGCAGCAGCCAGCCGCCGGCCCGGAGCGUCUGUGUGCGUGUGUGCGUGACGGGCCUCUGAGGACCUCUGAGGCCCGUCGGGGUAUUUAUACUCGAUUAAGUAACGGGACCACUGCUGCGUAGCGUGCCGACCGACCUGGCCCGCGGUGGGAGUGUUUUCUGUUGACCGCUGGCUGCGCGGGGCGGCUCCCUCGGCCGCAGUCGGGACGGCCGGCGGCCCGGCCCCGCUUAGUCACCCAUCUAUCAGCGCGCGUUUUCUGGGUAUCAGCCAUGACUCACUUCUUGUUGUCGAUCUGUGUGAGUGCGUCGAGUGCCUGUGAUCGAGCCGGGUUGCAGUGUGGUUGAACAGUGAGGCGCCCGGCGAGCCCGUGAUAGGCUAGACGUGGCGUGCUGGUGCGAGUGUGCUGGCGAGAGAUGUAGGUACUAAUGGACGGAAUUGUGAGAUUAUCCGGCUCGUGAGUGUGUGUGUGACUAGAAACUGCCCUCGCUUCGGGAAUGAUACUAUUCAUCAUCUUCUGUUAUACUCGUGUGUAUCAAGCGCCUGCGCCAGUGAUUCGCUGCAUUUACGUCAAAUCGCCAAGCUAGGUCCGUUCUAGGUUUUAUACCGGUUGUCCUGUGAGGAUCUGAAUACAUUAGUAGUGCUUUCUAUUA
Amphibalanus amphitrite is the source of this 3955-nucleotide messenger RNA. RefSeq names its product protein ECT2-like. The record is from RefSeq and is a predicted model, not a curated record. Gene Ontology annotation, molecular function: GTPase activator activity; guanyl-nucleotide exchange factor activity. Gene Ontology annotation, biological process: regulation of cytokinesis, actomyosin contractile ring assembly; activation of GTPase activity; nervous system development. Bases 113 to 2956 code for a protein of 947 amino acids. Gene Ontology annotation, cellular component: nucleus; cell cortex. Lineage: Eukaryota; Metazoa; Arthropoda; Thecostraca; Balanomorpha; Balanidae. The transcript is spliced from 24 exons.